ACACCUCCAGCGGCACAGGUGGCUGGGCAGGGCCUGGAAACAAAGUCAUAAGAGCAGCACCUUGAAAAAAAAAGUCCUCUCUCCUGGACUCCCCGCUCGCUAGUCGCAGGGAGCCCUCGGAGCCGCCACCAUGGGAAUGUCCAGAUCACAGGGCUGCUUCGGUUACCCCCUGAGCAUCUUCUUCAUCGUGGUCAAUGAGUUCUGUGAAAGAUUUUCCUACUAUGGAAUGAGAGCGCUCCUGAUUCUGUACUUCAGACGGUUCAUUGGAUGGGAUGAUAAUCUGUCCACGGCCAUCUACCACACGUUUGUGGCUCUGUGCUACCUGACGCCCAUCCUUGGCGCGCUGAUCGCGGACUCCUGGCUGGGAAAGUUCAAGACGAUCGUGUCGCUGUCCAUCGUGUACACAAUCGGACAGGCGGUGAUUUCAGUCAGUUCCAUUAAUGACCUCACAGACUUCGACCAUGACGGAAUCCCUGACAGCCUCCCCACACAUGUGGCACUGUCCAUGAUUGGCCUGGCCCUGAUAGCUCUGGGAACCGGAGGAAUAAAGCCCUGUGUGUCUGCGUUUGGUGGAGACCAGUUCGAAGAGGGCCAGGAAAAACAAAGAAACCGAUUCUUUUCCAUCUUUUAUUUGGCCAUUAAUGCUGGAAGCUUGCUUUCUACUAUCAUCACUCCCAUGCUCAGAGUUCAACAAUGUGGAAUUCACAGUAAACAAGCUUGCUACCCACUGGCAUUUGGGGUCCCUGCUGCUCUCAUGGCUGUAGCUCUGAUUGUGUUCGUCAUUGGCAGUGGAAUGUACAAGAAGUUUCAGCCCCAGGGUAAUGUCAUGGCUAAAGUUGUCAAGUGCAUUGGUUUUGCCCUCAAAAAUAGGUUUAAGCAUCGGAGUAAGGAGUUUCCCAAGAGGGAGCACUGGCUGGACUGGGCUAAAGAGAAAUAUGAUGAGAGGCUCAUCUCUCAAAUUAAGAUGGUUACGAGGGUGAUGUUCCUGUAUAUCCCGCUCCCAAUGUUCUGGGCCUUGUUUGACCAGCAGGGCUCCAGGUGGACGCUGCAAGCCACAGCUAUGAGUGGGAAAAUUGGACUUCUUGAAAUUCAGCCGGACCAGAUGCAGACCGUGAACGCCAUCUUGAUCGUCAUCAUGGUCCCCAUUGUGGAUGCCGUGAUAUAUCCUCUGAUUGCAAAAUGUGGCUUCAAUUUCACCUCUUUGAAGAAGAUGACAGUUGGAAUGUUCCUGGCUUCCAUGGCUUUCGUGGUGGCGGCAAUUGUGCAAGUGGAAAUUGAUAAAACUCUUCCAGUCUUCCCCAAACAAAACGAAGUCCAGAUUAAAGUACUGAAUAUAGGAAAUGAUAACAUGACUGUAUAUUUUCCUGGAAGCGCGGUAACACUUGACCAAAUGUCCCAGACAAAUGAAUUUAUGACGUUUGAUGUAGACAAACUGACAAGUAUAAACAUCUCUUCUACUGGAUUACCCAUCACUCCAGUAACCCAUAAGUUUGAGCAGGGCCAUCGCCAUACCCUGCUAGUGUGGGCCCCCAAUAACUACCGCGUGGUAAAAGAUGGCCUUAACCAGAAGCCAGAAAAAGGAGAAAAUGGCAUCAGAUUUAUAAAUAGUUUCGAUGACAGCUUCAACAUCACAAUGGAUGGAAAAGUGUAUGUGAACGUCACCAGUCACAAUGCCAGCGAAUAUCAGUUUUUUCCUUUGGGCGUAAAAAGCUUUACGCUAAGCCCAACACAACAGACUCCACCACAGUGUAAGAAUGAUUUUCAAUCAUCCAACCUGGAAUUCGGUAGUGCCUAUACCUAUGUAAUCAGAAGGAAGAGUGACGGCUGUGCUGAAUUGCACAUGUUUGAAGAUAUUGCACCCAACACAGUUAACAUGGCUCUGCAGAUCCCACAGUAUUUCCUGAUCACCUGCGGUGAAGUGGUUUUCUCUGUCACGGGAUUGGAGUUCUCAUAUUCUCAGGCCCCCUCCAACAUGAAGUCGGUGCUUCAGGCGGGAUGGCUGUUGACAGUGGCUGUCGGCAACAUCAUUGUGCUUAUUGUAGCAGGAGCAGGCCAGUUCAGCGAACAGUGGGCUGAGUACAUUCUGUUUGCGGCCUUGCUUCUGGUUGUCUGCGUGAUAUUUGCCAUCAUGGCCCGUUUCUAUACUUACAUCAAUCCAGCGGAGAUCGAGGCUCAGUUUGAUGAUGAUGACAAGAAAAAGAGCCUGGAAAAUAGCUAUUCCACGGUGACUCCCGUCUCACAGACGCAGAUGUAAAUGUCAGGAAGCAAGUGGAGGAUGGACUGGGUCCGGAACAUGCCCUGGCUUCUGUCCCCUGGUGGCAGGACACUCUGAUGGGGAAGACUUCAGAAUUGCGAACCAAGAAAGCUCUUUUCUAAAAGCUGCCAGCGGUGAACCUAAAAGUCUGGAAGAAGUCUUUUUUUUUUUUUUUAAAGAAAAGUCAUAUUUAAAGCAUGCACACAUACACACAUACAUACACUUCUACAACCAUGAGUCUAUAUCCUGCCUUUAACUCCUUUUCUACCACAUGAAUGAAGUUAUUUUGGACUAAACUUUUUGAAAGGGUGGCAAAGUUCCAUAUUGUUUGCAUUCCAGCACUCUUUGAAAACACUGUUCAAUGCGGCAGGAGCCAAUGUGAAAAAGUGAAUUUACAGGCUUUAGAAUGGUAUAUAAUAAGCACCGGCUAGUAUUAACUGAUAACUUUACCUGUUGUUUUUUGUUUUGUUUUUUCCAUUCCCUACCUCUUUAAAUUUUGUGUGACUCAAAAGACCACUCAGGUAAAGGCCAGUAAUGACUUUUGGAGUUUCAGGAAUGUAUGAAAUACCUUCCUGUUCUUAAGAGCAAGUGUCUGUGUGUUCUGGGGGUAGGAUAAGAAAUCCUUAACAUGGGUCCUGAUUCUAAAAGUCAUGUACACUCAAUAAAAUGUCAUCAGAGGUUGAUAAAAGUAUGAACAAAAGCAAUGCCCACGUACAAUAAAUUCCAGGAACAUGAAAUAUAAGGUUUAUUUCUUCCCAGUCCUAUUUUUCCCAGGGAUAUAGAGCUUUCUAUGUGCAUAUUUAUGUACCAUCUUGUUUUUCUUGAUACUCAUAAGCAUUUUUCUGCUGGAACAAAAAUUCUUGUAGAGUGUUAUAAAGACUUCGUGCUUGA
This is a messenger RNA of Acinonyx jubatus (cheetah), 3145 nucleotides long. It is a transcript of the gene SLC15A1, whose product is annotated as solute carrier family 15 member 1. The transcript has 23 exons. Lineage: Eukaryota; Metazoa; Chordata; Mammalia; Carnivora; Felidae. Gene Ontology annotation, biological process: oligopeptide transport; transmembrane transport. The coding region runs from base 131 to 2254 and encodes 707 amino acids. Gene Ontology annotation, cellular component: membrane. The record is from RefSeq and is a predicted model, not a curated record. Gene Ontology annotation, molecular function: dipeptide transmembrane transporter activity.